Molecule: messenger RNA, 2139 nt
Organism: Nyctereutes procyonoides (raccoon dog)
Lineage: Eukaryota; Metazoa; Chordata; Mammalia; Carnivora; Canidae
Gene: NFKBIE
Product: NFKB inhibitor epsilon
Exons: 6
Coding region: 269-1357 (362 amino acids)
Biological process (GO): cellular response to lipopolysaccharide; signal transduction
Cellular component (GO): cytosol
Molecular function (GO): protein binding
Source: RefSeq, a predicted model, not a curated record
GGGCAGUCCCGCGGCCGGAGUAGCCGCUGCCGUGGAAGCCGCCGGCGCUCGAGCCUCGCCCGCGCUGCCCGCCGACCCCUCGGGCUCCCGCAGUCCGGGCAGGAGGCCACCCCGGGCCGGGCGCCAGCUCUGCGAGGCGGACCUGCAACCCGGAAAGGCGGCGCGGCGGAGCCCGGAGCCGGAGCCCGGAGCCGGAGCCCGGAGCCGGAGCCCGGAGCCCGGAGCCGGAUCCCGCUCGGCCCCAGCCCCGCGGGCCAGCACCCCUGGCAUGUCGGAGGCGCGGAAGGGGCCGGACGAGACAGACGAGAGCCAGUAUGAUUCGGGCAUCGAGUCCCUGCGCUCUCUGCGCUCCCUGCCCGAGCCCACCCCGGCCCCAGCCUCCAGGCCCUCGGAGGGCGGCGGCCCCCAGCCCUGGACCCGUCCUCCGGGGACAGCCGAGGAGCCGCGCGAGAAGGAAGACACGGACGGGGAGCGGACCGACUCCACCUACGGCUCCUCGUCGCUCACCGAGCCCCUGCCCUUGCUGGGGGGCACGGAGGCCGAGGACCCGGCCCCGCGCUCGCCGCUCCCGGCCGCGGGGGCGCUGAGCCCUCAGCAGCUGGAAGCGCUCACUUACAUCUCCGAAGAUGGGGACACGCUGGUCCACCUGGCAGUGAUUCACGAGGCCCCAGCUGUGCUGCUCUGUUGCCUGGCUCUGCUGCCCCAGGAGGUCCUGGACAUUCAGAACAACCUUUACCAGACAGCACUCCAUCUAGCUGUACAUCUGGACCAGCCUGGUGCGGUUCAGGCCCUAGUGCUAAAGGGGGCCAGUCGGGUGCUACAGGAUCGACAUGGUGACACAGCGCUGCAUGUGGCCUGUCAGCGCCAGCACCUGGCCUGUGCCCGCUGCCUGCUGGAGGGGCGGCCAGAGCCAGGCCGAGGACCACCUCACUCCCUGGACCUCCAGCUGCAAAACUGGCAAGGUCUGGCCUGUCUCCACAUCGCCACCCUGCAGAGAAACCGACCACUCAUGGAACUGCUGCUUCAUUACGGAGCUGACAUUGAUACGCAGGAGGGUACGAGUGGAAAGACAGCGCUGCACCUAGCUGUGGAGACCCAGGAGCGGGGGCUGGUGCAGUUCCUGCUCCAGGCUGGUGCCCGCGUAGACGCCCGCAUGCUCAAUGGGUGCACACCCCUGCACCUUGCGGCAGGUCGGGGCCUCAGCAGCAUCUCAUCCACUCUAUGUGAGGCAGGCGCCGACUCCCUGCUGCGGAACGUGGAGGAUGAGACUCCCCAGGACCUGGCUGAGGACCCCUUUGCUCUUUUGCCCUUUGAUGACCUGAAGAUCUCUGGGAAGCCACUGCUGUGUGCCGACUGAAGCCAGGGCAGAGUCUGGGGCCCCGGAGGAGACUCCAUCUCUUCCCAUGUGGAAGUUGGGGCCAUAGCUGCUGUGUUUGGGGCCCAGACAGUGUGCCCUCCUGGCAUCCCGGGGACUGCUGAGGCCACAGCCUGGGGCCCUGCACAGUCCUGAGCUAAGAGGAGUGAUCACAAGUGAGAGAAGGCCAGUCUGGAAGGAAGACCUUCCUUGGUGGAUGGAGAUCCUUGAAGACUCCCAGAACCCAGGUAUCCUGGGCGAAGCCUGUCUGCUUCUAGAAGAUGGCAGGGGCUCUUGUUUCUACCCAGGUUGGGUCAGCCUGACACUGCCAACCAGUAGUAAAACAUGGACUCUCUGGAGUGAGGAGAGAAACAAAUCAGCAAGAGGACCCUGAUGGGUUCCAUCUCACUGCUGUUGAGGACUUGUAAACAUUGUUGUUUAAAGACUUCACACAGAAGGCCCUGAACUGAGCCUUUGGGGAAGGGGAAGUUUCAAUAACAUGACACUAAAACAGCAGAGACCUUGAAAAUGUAACCCCCCCCCCCAGAGUUGUUUUGUGCAUGUGCAUGCCUGUGUGCAUUGGGGAUUUUUAGAUAGGCCUGCUUUGUGACUUGACGGUAGAGGCAAGGAAAAGGAAAUUGCCACCUGAGCAGGGUAGGACCUUGCUAGGUGUGUGUUGUGUGUGUGGGGAGGGGGAAGAGCUAAGAGUCCUCAGGCCUCUCUGUCUAGCACAAACCCUUGGCCUUUCUGUGAAAACCGAAGGAUAAAUAGGUGAAAUGAGAAGA